Hemibagrus wyckioides is the source of this 1764-nucleotide messenger RNA. RefSeq names its product carbohydrate sulfotransferase 11 (gene chst13). Bases 334 to 1401 code for a protein of 355 amino acids. Gene Ontology annotation, molecular function: sulfotransferase activity. The transcript is spliced from 3 exons. Gene Ontology annotation, cellular component: membrane. Gene Ontology annotation, biological process: proteoglycan biosynthetic process; carbohydrate biosynthetic process. NCBI's taxonomy places the organism in Eukaryota, Metazoa, Chordata, Actinopteri, Siluriformes, Bagridae. The record is from RefSeq and is a predicted model, not a curated record.
AUGCCCUCCAUGUUGUGCAAGAGUGGAACAGCGAGUGACGUCGUUAUAACGUUUUAUAACGGGAGAAACAGAAACCACGUAAUUGUGUUUCGUGGAAUUUCCGCGCGCGCGAUCUGGAAAUGACCCGGAAACCCUUAACGAGGCGAAGAGUUAGUGUUAGAGUUAGUGUCGAGUCGGAGCUCGGUUCUCUCUGAAUGCCCCGAUGGGAAGUCGCGUCUCCGCUGCUGCGGGUCCGAGCGCUUUAAACACCGCGUGCGCGCACUCCGCCGCCGCUGCGCACCAACCGAACCGCCGUGCGCGCGCGCCUCGUGCCUCCGGAGCAGCGAAACUGUGAUGAUGAGGAUGAUGAAAGCCAGGAUUGCGAUGAUGAAGAAUAUGGUGAUGAUGGUGAAGCCCAGAGUGGGGCGCGUGCUGCUCGCCACAUGCGCAGGAUCUUUCUUUAUUCUCAUUUUAUAUUUCCAGAACAGCGCGAGAGCCGAGCACCUUUUAGGAAGAACUGGUUUCUCAGGAAAACUUCGGCGAGCCCCCCUGCAGACUCUGUUUGAUGGAGAUCAGCAGAAUCGCUCAGCUGUUGGGAUGACGCUGCAGGGUCGCCGCUCGUUUCUGGACAAAGCAUGUCGCUCUCACACACGUAAACGUCGUGUCCUGAGCCCCGAGGACCUGCGCCACUUGCUGGUGGAUGACCGACACGGACUGCUUUACUGCUACGUUCCCAAGGUGGCCUGCACCAACUGGAAGCGAACGCUGAUGGUCCUGACGGGUGAUGGACGCAACCGUGAUCCUCUCGCCAUCCCGGCUAACGAGGCCCACGCCCCAGGCCGGCUUCGCUCGCUCUCCGAGUACUCCACAGCUGAGAUUAACCGCCGUCUGCGUACGUACCUGAAGUUCAUAUUUGUGCGAGAUCCUUUUGAAAGACUUGUCUCGGCGUAUCGCAACAAAUUCACACGAAGCUACAACACCGCCUUCCACAAACGCUAUGGCACCAAGAUAGUGCAGCGUCACCGCGCUAACCCUCGGCCUGAGGCUCUGGAGAAGGGCAGCGACGUCUCGUUUGAGGAAUUCGUGUACUACUUGGUGGACCCACGGACUCAGCGCGAGGAGCCGUUUAACGAGCACUGGGAGAGAGUGCACGCACUCUGCCACCCCUGCCUCAUUCGCUACGAUGUGGUGGGCAAAUACGAGAGCCUGGCUCAGGACUCACGCUAUGUGCUGAAGCUAGCUGGGGCAGAAGGGGAAGUGGAGUUUCCAGCUUCAUCUAAGAGCACAAGGACCACAGAGAGCAUGGCAGCCAAGUUCUUCAACAACAUCAGCCCCUUUUAUCAGAAGAAGCUCUACAAUCUGUACCGUAUGGACUUCCUGCUCUUUAACUACUCCACACCGACCUACCUGAAGUUCCGAUGAGACCAGUGACUUAAACACCAUUGUUUCAGAUUUGGUGGCUGUGCUAGCGGCUCUCAGAAAGAACUGAUUACUGCUGGCAUCCUGCACAUCUUCCCAAAAUGCCUCAGUAAUUCUUUUGGCUGUAUUCAGUGCCAGCUGCACUCCCGAGGACGUGCCUUUGUUCUCUUAGUGUUGUCUAACUGGAGCAGGAUUCUUCAUUAGCGACUGAGAGAUCGAUUUUCACAUCUCCUGCCCACAUUUUUUAAAAAUAGUUGAUAUAUUUAUGUUUUUAUGUAUUUAUUGUACAUUGAAAUGAAAGUUUGUACUCAGAGCUGUGAAUCCUUCUUUCAUAAAAACAAAACUUGACCAAUCAGAAUCACUCCU